AUGGCUGUGGAGGCAGAGCUGGGGCCGUCUGUAGCUGCUCAGCAUCAGAGGGACACAAGAGGGGAAUCCUCCAGCAUUCCCGCCCUUUGGGAAUUCCCAGAGGGGGAUUUCCCUCUAGAGCAGUCACGUGAUGAAACCCUUAAGCACGCCUAUGACCAAGUAUCAAGAAAGCGCUCUGUGAUACUGUCAAGUGAAGACACAAAGAGAAAGGUUGAAAAUGUUAAAGCUCUCAAAGAUAAACGGAGAGCAGCUCUUGAUGACCGACACAGGUACCUCAUCUCUUUGACUGCACUAGUAAUCGAUGUAGAGGAGGCGGAAGUCGAGGAGGCUUUCAUAUCUGAUGAUAAGUUCCACAUGUUCCAAGAAUUCUUUGCAGCCAACGGUUCAAGAAGACUGAUGUUCUUCUACCAAGCCAUUCAAAUGCUCAACACUGGGAACGAAUCCACAAAUUUAGCCACUGGACAUAAGAAACUGUUUCUUACAAUGGGCUCUGAAGAGAGUCUGAACGGGCUGUGUGUGCUUUUCCUGAGGAGCUCUGAGAAGGCCGUAACAAGUACUAACAUAUCCCAGGAGGUGACUUUCACAAAGCUCGAUGGCACAGAUGGCUCGGAGGGCUUGCUGCAAAAUUUUGAGUUACUUUUUUCUGGAGUCAUGUUACCAGCAUUAAAGGCGAAAGAGGACUGGGGGGCUUUGCGAGGUGGCCAAACGAACCCAGAGGUUCAAGACUUCCUGAGUUCAGUGGAAAAAUUCACUUCUAAUCUUUCUUCAUUGGUGAGAUGCACAGAGCAAAGGUUUCGUCUUCAUAGCAUCCCAUCAGAUCCAGAUCUGAGUCACUUACAGAAGCCUGCAGACUUUGACAAAGCAGUUAAAAACUCAGAGCUGAUGCAGAGUCUGGAAGCACUGCUGUUACACUGGGCUGAGCAGAUAGAACAAGUACUGACAGAGAGUGAACACAUCAGGAAAGAAUCAGAUGACAUUGGGCCCUCAGCUGAGCUAGAGCAUUGGAAACGCAGAAUGUUCACAUUCAACAGCCUUAUGGAUGAAAUAAAGAAACCCGAUGUAAGAAAGGUCAUUGGUUUAUUGUCAGGGGCCAAAUCCAAGGCACUAAGAAAGUGGAUAGAAUUGGAUAGAAAUAUCACGGACGUGUCCAAUGAAGCUAAAGAUAAUGUGAAAUAUCUGAGCACUCUGGAGAAGUUCUUUGAUCCUAUGGGAAAAUGCACUCCAGCCAUCAUGUUGGAACACAUUCCUAAAAUGAUGAACAACAUUCGUAUGAUCCACACUGUUUCCCUGUAUUACAACACCUCCGAACAUAUGACACCACUCUUUGUGAAAGUCACCAAUCAAAUGGUCACCACCAGCAAGACUUAUCUCUUCCAAGGGGUAAUGAAAGUCUGGGACUUGGACAGAAAAGAACUGCUCAAGAGGAUCACAGAAUGUGUUCAGUUAAACCAGAAGUACCAGCAGUGCUUUCACUCAAUGAAGGAAAGACUACAGCAGGACAAACGGCAAUUGGAAGUUAGUGAAAAUUAUAUCUUUGGAAAGUUUGACAAAUUCUGCAAACGUCUGGAGAAAAUAGAAGACAUGGCCACAACUCUUGAAGAUUUCUCAAGCCUGCAGUUCAUGAAAGUAGAGGGUAUUGAAAAGAUAUGCAUGAGCUACCAAGCGAUUGUGACCAACAUCAAAUCCAAGACCUACAAUGUCCUUGACCAUCGCAAAUUAGAGUUUGACAGUGACUACACAGAGUUCAAAAGUCAAAUCCAGGUCCUCCGUCACUCUCUUGAGGCACUGAUUGACAACUGGCUUCAACGUCCACUCACUACUCUGCAGAUCCUUGAACUGUUGUCCAAGUUUGAGAACGGUGUGGGCAAACAAAUAGACAUCAGUCAGAAGUAUAUGGUUGUUCUUGAGCGGUACAGUAAAGACCUUGAUUUUGUGCGCAACCACUACCAAAGUGAGAGGAACGACCCCCCUAUUCGGCGUAACAUGCCUCCGGUGGCUGGGAAAAUUUUGUGGUCACGCUAUCUGUUAAAAAGAAUUGAAGAACCAAUGUUUAUCCUGAAAGACAAAGUGGACGUUAAGCAGAAGCCAGAUAUGAAGAAGAUUAUUCGGGCAUACAAUCAACUGGCUGCUGCGCUGGUGAAGUAUGAAGUGGUGUAUCACAAUAGUUGGUUUCAGGGUGUGGAACUGAAACUACAAGGUCUUAAUGCUUCACUGCUGGUCAGACAUCCAGAAACCAAGGUGUUCUAUGUGAAUAUUGAUCCCCUGGUCCUGGAGGUAUUGGAAGAGGCAAAGUGGAUGAAACAAUUAGGUGCUGAUGUACCCAAAGAUAUUCUGGACAAGUGUCCCAAUGAACAGCAGCUGAAGAAGUGUCGGAACAGAUUGCAGAUGAUGCUGGAUGACUUUGAUGCAGCAGUCAAGAGGAUACCCAAUGUGUUACAACCCCUGAUGAAUCCCUUCAUUGGGCGUGUAGUAAAAGCCCUAUUCCCUGGACUGAUUGUAAUGUCAUGGAAAUCCCUCUCUAUCAACUUUUUCAUAGACGGUGUGUAUAAGGCCCUGAAAGAGCUGGAACAAGUAGCAAAGAUUGCCAUAGAUAUUCUGGAAUGCCGGAUUGAAAGUGUCCUAGAAUCCAUGUCGUCCACUCCUCUACUUACACUGCCUGUGGAGGAACCAAUUCCGCCCCAGAACUUCCUGACCAAUACAGAGACUACCAUCAGCACAGCAAGACAAACACUGAAGAUUGCAAGUCAGCAGGUGGAGUGCUCCAUGUUUGAGAUGAUUGAGGAACUGAAAAGAGUGAUGACACCUUCAGAAAUGGUCAACUUGGAGGACCCGUAUGAAUGUCUGCACCCCGAUGCUAAGCAGAAGACGCGUUGUCUGCAAUGCCUGCCAUGUGCCUACUACAUCAUGAUGGGACAGUUGUGUCAGAGGAACACAGAGGCCCUGGUCAGAGCUACCAAACUCUCUCUGGAUUCUCUGCGGCUUCGACUGCAUGUUGCGAGCACAAAGUAUCGGUCUUCCACUCAAAGGGAAGCUGCCAUUCAAGUUCCACUUUUCAAGGCUUCCGUUGAGCUGGCCAUUCCCAACAUCACCCUCAGACCAAGAUUAGAGGAGAUACAGGGCAUUCUUAAUAAAGUUGUAACCACAGUCCUUUCAACGGCAAAUGAUAUUCCCCUCUGGAAAUUUUCCCAUCUCCAGCUAAAGCAAUUGCAGGUAGAGCAGUUAGCAGCAAAGGAGCUGGGAGAUGACAAUCUGGUCACUAAACAGAUCACACAGAGGCCUCUGGACAGACAGUUGGCAGAACAUAAGGAUGUGACCAAGGCUGUGGCCCAACUAGGCGCUGUGAUAGCCUCUCUCAAAGUGGACACAAGGGACAUUGUAGAAGGGUUGUCUCACUUUUCUGAUCUGUGGAACCAGAAUCCAACAGAGCAAGUGAAAGCAUUUUUGGAGACCAACCCAUCUUUGCCAGAAUUCAGCAACCAGCUCUCUCUGUACUCUAAACUUGAGGCCCAGAUUGAAGAACUUCCUGCCACAUGUGCUGUGGGCUCCAUCCUCUACGAGACAGACUCCCUCAAACUGUCACUCACUCAGGAAUGCCACACCUGGAAACGGGAGUUUGGGGCAGCUUUAAAUAAGCAGGCUUCUGCAGGCAUGGCCGAUAUUAGCUCUUUUGUGGAAGGGGUGAGCAGGCAGCUCCAGAGACCCAUCUCUGACCUGGAUGACGUGAGGGGGGCCAUGGCUGCCCUACAUGAGGUGCGAGGACAUGAGAUACGGAUAGACACCAUCAUCGGACCGGUUGAAGAGUCAUUUGCCCUGCUUAAUCGUCACGAGCUCUACUUCAAAGAUGGAAAUGCAGAAAAGAUUGAUGGACUAGUGUUCACUUGGAAAGAACUCAAUGUGAUGGUGAAAAAAACACAGAAUAACCUUGAGGAAAUUCAACCUCACAUGAAGGCCGAGCUUCUUGCUGGAGUUGAGACCUUCCAGAAAACAGUGCAAAAUUUCUAUACUGACUAUGACAACAGUGGUCCUGGAGUACCUGGUUUGGCCCCUCGUGAAGCCAGUGACAGGUUGCAAGUUUAUCAGGCCAAGUUUGAGGAACUGUGGAGGAAAUAUGUCACCUUUUCCAGUGGUGAAGAACUUUUUGGCCUCUCUGUUAAAGAGUAUCCUGAUCUUCACAGAAUCAAGCGAGAGCUCACCCUUCUGUCCAAGCUCUACAGCCUCUACAAUUCUGUCAUUGACAACGUUACCGGCUACUAUGACAUAUUAUGGGCAGACCUCAACAUCGACAAGAUUAAUAGUGAAAUGCUGGAUUUUCAAAAUAGGAUUCGUAAGCUACCGCCGGCCUUGAAAGACUGGCAAGCUUUUAAUGAUCUGAAGAAGACUAUUGAUGACUUCAAUGAAACCUGUCCUCUACUUUACAUGAUGGCAAAUAAGGCACUGCUGCCCAGACACUGGCAACGCUUAACUGAUAUAACAGGCCACAAGUUUGAAGUGGAAUCUGGGAAUUUCAGCUUGCGGAAUGUCAUGGAAGCACCUCUGCUGGAAAAUAAAGAAGAUAUUGAGGAUGUGUGUAUCAGUGCUGUGAAGGAACGAGACAUUGAGGCCAAACUUAAAGACGUGGUGACCGAAUGGAACAGCCACCAGUUCACGUUUGCAUCAUUCAGGAGCCGUGGAGAGCUGCUGCUGAAGGGGUCUGAUACCAUGGAGAAGGUGGCACUAAUAGAGGACAGUCUUAUGGUGCUUGGGUCUUUAAUGAGCAACAGAUAUAAUGCUCCGUUUAAGCCCACCAUCCAGCAGUGGGUGCAAAAGUUGACAAACAGCUCAGAGGUUAUUGAAAAGUGGAUAACAGUGCAGAAUCUGUGGCUGUACCUCGAGGCUGUAUUUGUGGGAGGAGACAUUGCCAAACAACUGCCGCAGGAGGCAAAACGCUUCCAGCACAUUGAUAAGUCCUGGCAGAGGAUAAUGCAGCGGGCACAUGAGAUUCCAGGUGUGGUUCAGUGCUGUGUUGGGGAUGAGAUGCUGAUACAGCUGCUGCCCCACCUGCUGGAGCAACUGGAAGUGUGUCAGAAAUCUCUGAGCGGAUAUCUGGAGAAGAAACGCCUUGUCUUCCCUCGCUUCUUUUUUGUGUCUGACCCUGCCUUGCUGGAGAUACUAGGACAGGCAUCUGACUCGCACACCAUACAGAGUCACCUGUUAAAUCUUUUCGAUAAUGUGAACAGAGUUGUGUUUCAUGAGAAGAACUAUGACCAGAUACUCAGUUUUCAGUCGCAGGAGGGGGAAACCGUGGAUCUGAGUGAACCAGUCAAUGCCCAGGGUAAUGUAGAAGCCUGGCUGGGUCUGUUGCUGAAUGGAGUGAAGAAGACUAUUCACAACAUCAUCCGACAGGCCAACAUGGCCAUUAGUGAAUCUGGGAUUAAACUAGUGGAGUUCCAGUCCAUGUUCCCUGCUCAGAUCGGACUGCUCGGCAUACAGCUCAUCUGGACUAAAGACGCUGAGGAGGCACUUAGCCUUAGCAAGACAGACAAAAAGAUAAUGCAGACUACUAACCAGAAGUUCUUGGACCUGCUGAACGAACUGAUAGACAUGACCACCCAUGAUCUGACCAAGAUGGACAGAACCAAAUAUGAGACGCUCAUCACCAUACAUGUCCAUCAGAAGGACAUUUUUGAUGACCUGGUGCGAAUGAACAUCCGGUCAACCUUAGACUUUGAAUGGCAGAAACAGUCUCGCUUCUACUUUGAAGAGGAGACGGACAGAUGCCUAAUCCAAAUCACUGAUGUGGAAUUUGAUUACUGCAAUGAGUAUCUCGGCUGCACUGACCGACUAGUUAUCACCCCUCUCACUGAUAGAUGUUAUAUCACAUUGGCCCAGGCUUUGGGGAUGAGUAUGGGAGGGGCCCCCGCUGGCCCUGCUGGCACAGGAAAAACUGAAACCACCAAAGAUAUGGGCCGCUGCCUGGGAAAAUACGUAGUUGUCUUCAAUUGCUCAGACCAGAUGGACUUCCGUGGACUGGGCCGCAUCUAUAAAGGAUUAGCCCAGUCUGGUGCAUGGGGCUGUUUUGAUGAAUUCAACCGCAUUGAGCUGCCUGUGCUCUCAGUGGCUGCUCAACAAAUCUACAUCGUCCUGCAGUGCAAGAAAAACAAGAAGUCCCAGUUCAUAUUCACAGAUGGAGAUGUGGUGGACAUGGACAGAGAGUUUGGCAUCUUCCUUACUAUGAAUCCAGGUUAUGCCGGUCGACAGGAGCUUCCAGAGAACUUGAAAAUUCAGUUCCGCACGGUUGCCAUGAUGGUACCUGACAGAGCCAUCAUCAUGAGAGUGAAACUGGCCAGCGCAGGCUUUCGUGAUAAUCAAGUUCUCAGUCGCAAAUUUUACACCCUGUACAAACUAUGUGAAGAGCAGCUUUCCAAACAGGUCCACUAUGACUUUGGCUUGAGGAACAUCUUGUCCGUUUUGAGAACUCUUGGUGCUGUAAAGAGAUCCAACCCAACUGAGCCAGAGCAGACUGUGGUUAUGAGAGUGCUCCGUGACAUGAACCUCUCCAAACUGGUGGAUGAAGAUGAGCCUCUGUUCAUGAGUCUGAUCAAUGAUCUGUUUCCGGGCAUCAAUCUAGAUAAAGCAGGUUACCCUGAGCUGGAAGCUGCUAUCACCAGACAAGCUGAAGAGGCCGGACUAAUUGCACACCCACCCUGGAUUCUCAAACUUGUGCAGCUCUAUGAGACUCAAAGAGUGAGACAUGGUAUGAUGACUCUUGGCCCCAGUGGAACAGGAAAGACCACAUGCAUCCACACUCUAAUGAAAGCCAUGACUGACUGUGGAAGUCCUCACAAAGAAAUGAGGAUGAACCCCAAAGCCAUCACUGCCUCCCAGAUGUUUGGCACCCUCGAUGUGGCCACAAAUGACUGGACAGAUGGAAUCUUCUCUACACUGUGGAGGAAAACUCUGAAGGCCAAGAAGGGCGAACACAUAUGGAUUGUUCUUGAUGGCCCAGUUGACGCAAUCUGGAUCGAAAACCUCAACUCCGUUCUAGAUGACAACAAGACCCUUACCCUUGCUAAUGGUGAUCGUAUACCAAUGGCACCAAAUUGCAAGGUGGUUUUUGAGCCACACAACAUCGACAAUGCAUCUCCUGCCACUGUGUCCCGCAAUGGAAUGGUCUUCAUGAGCUCCUCUGUUCUGGACUGGCAACCCAUACUACAGGCUUGGCUGCAGAAGAUUCCAGCAACACAAGCUGAUGUGCUUCUAGCCUCUUUCAACUCUGUCUAUCAGGAUCUGAUGAAUUUCAUCUCCACUGCAGUUUCCCCCAAAAUGCAGCUACUGGAAUGCAUGUACAUCAAGCAGACCAUUGAUCUACUACAGGGCCUGUUGCCAGCUGUUGAGGAGAAACACCUAACAGCGGCUCACAUCAACCGUCUCUUCCUAUUUGCUGUCAUGUGGUCUGUUGGUGCUUUGCUGGAACUGGAUGAUCGAUCCAAGAUGGAAGCGUUCCUUAAAAAGCACUCUGCCAGUCUGGACCUGCCCAACACACAGGGGGAACAGACUAUAUUUGAGUUUGUGGUCAAUGAGACUGGAGAAUGGGAACUUUGGUCAAAAAGGGUGCCAGAGUACCACUAUCCCAAAGACAUGGUUCCUGACUAUGGCUCCAUUCUUGUACCGAAUGUCGACAAUAUACGGACUGACUUCCUGAUGCAAACCAUAAUGAAACAAGGCAAAGCUGUCCUGCUCAUUGGUGAACAGGGAACUGCCAAGACUGUCAUGAUCAAGGGCUACACCAGCAAGUACGAUCCGGAAACAUAUUUAAGCAAAAGUCUGAACUUCUCCUCUGCCACCCAGCCUGGCAUGUUCCAGCAGACCAUUGAGAGUUACAUAGACAAACGCAUGGGCACCACCUAUGGACCUCCUGCAGGGAAGAAGAUGACCGUCUUCAUUGAUGACAUCAACAUGCCAGUUAUCAAUGAGUGGGGCGAUCAGAUCACUAACGAGAUUGUUCGUCAGCUGAUGGAGCAGGGAGGCUUCUACUGCCUGGAGCGGCCCGGUGAAUUCACCAGCAUAAUUGAUCUACAGCUGGUGGCCGCUAUGAUCCACCCCGGUGGCGGCCGCAAUGACAUCCCCCAGCGACUCAAACGCAAGUUCAGUGUGUUUAACUGCACUCUGCCCUCCAACUCCUCCAUAGAUAAGAUCUUCGACACAUUGGCCAGUGGUUAUUUCUGCCCGGAAAGAGGUUUCUUACAGGAGGUGUGCUCACUGGCGGCUGCCCUCGUGCCCACCUCCAGGAGAGUGUGGCAGGCAGUCAAAGCCAAGAUGCUGCCUUCCCCGGCAAAGUUCCACUACAUUUUUAACCUGCGUGACCUUAGCAGGAUAUGGCAGGGCAUUCUCACUGUGGGAGCAGAAGUGUGUUCGACACCUCAACUGCUGGCGUCUCUGUUCCGCCAUGAGUGCUCACGAGUCAUUGCAGACCGUUUCAUCGAUCAGAAGGACAGAGACACAUUCAAUUCCAUUUUGGAGAGGAUCACAGAAAAGGAUCAUGGUCCUAGUAUUUUGGAGUGUGGGUCAUGGGAAGAGUAUUUUGUGGACUUCCUGCGGGACGCUCCAGAGAUGACGGGAGAUGAACCUGAAGAUGCAGAGGCUGAGACACCGAAAAUCUAUGAGCCCAUUCCCUCCUUCAAAGCCCUGUCAGAGCGCCUCUCUGUAUUUCAACAGCAGUAUAAUGAAACUGUUAGAGGAGCGGCCAUGGAUCUGGUCUUCUUUGAGGAUGCUAUGAUCCACUUAAUGAAGAUCUCUCGGAUAAUCCGGACACCUCGAGGUAAUGCUCUGCUGGUUGGAGUUGGGGGUUCUGGAAAACAGAGCCUCACCCGACUUGCAUCCUUCAUAGCUGGAUACCAGAGCUUUCAGAUAACAAUGACACGAACAUAUAAUGUGAGUAAUCUAAUUGAGGACCUGAAAGCCCUGUACAGAAUUGCAGGUUUGGAAGGGAAGGGUGUCACUUUCAUCUUCACAGACAACGACAUCAAGGACGAAGCUUUUCUAGAGUAUAUGAACAACGUGCUGGCAUCUGGAGAAGUUUCUAACCUGUUUGCUCGAGAUGAGGUUGAUGAAAUCACACAGAGUCUUAUUCCCAUCAUGAAGAAGGAACUCCCACGCUGCCCACCAACCGUAGACAAUCUUUACAACUACUUCCUGUCCAGAGUGCGUAGUAACCUCCAUGUGGCUCUUUGCUUCUCUCCGGUUGGUGAGAAAUUGCGUUCCCGGGCCCUGAAGUUCCCCGGGCUCAUUUCCGGCUGCACUGUUGACUGGUUCCAGCGUUGGCCCCGAGAUGCUUUGGUGGCCGUGGCUCAGCACUUCCUCUCCAACUAUUCACUCAAAUGUUCAGAUGAGGUGAAGAAGAGUGUUGUAGAAACAAUGGGAAUGUUCCAGGAUAUGGUGGCUGAGAUCUCGACAGAGUAUUUCCAGCGCUUUAGACGUCAGACCUAUGUGACCCCCAAAUCCUACUUGACAUUUAUCAAGGGGUACCAGACGGUUUACUCUGAGAAAAUUGAGCAUGUGGGAAUGCUGGCAAGCAGAAUGAACACAGGUCUCGAGCGACUCAUGGAGGCAGAGCAGUCUGUUAAUCAGCUGUCUGUAGAGCUAGCAGAGAAGGAGAAGGUGUUGGAUGUGGCCACCCGGAAAGCAAAUGGGGUUCUGGAGGAGGUCACUGUCAAAGCACAGGCCGCAGCAAAGGUGAAGACUCAGGUACAGAAGGUGAAAGACAAGGCCCAGGCCAUUGUUGACGAAAUAGAGGGGGAGAAGAAGGUGGCUGAGUCCAAACUAGAGGCAGCCAAACCGGCAUUAGCAGCAGCUGAGACUGCACUGCAGACUUUAAAGCCCGCUGACAUUGCGACAGUGCGUAAGCUGGGGAAGCCUCCACAUCUCAUCAUGCGAAUCAUGGACUGCGUGCUGCUGCUGUUACAGCGACGGAUAGAUCCUGUCACCAUGGACCCUGAGAAACUUUGCGUGAAACCUUCCUGGGCUGAAGCCCUCAAACUGAUGAACAAUACAGGGUUCCUCAGCAUGCUGUUGAACUUCAACAAGGACACUAUUACAGAGGAGACAGUCGAGCUGCUUGCUCCAUAUAUGGCUAUGGAAGAUUUUAACCUAGAAACUGUCAAGAAGACCUGUGGUAAUGUAGCGGGACUCUAUUCCUGGAUUAAGGCAAUGGUGGAAUUCUAUGGCAUCAAUAAGGAAGUUCUGCCCCUAAAGGCUAACCUAAAGCUUCAAGAGGCACGUUUGACCGUGGCACAGGAAGAACUGUCAAAGGCUCAAGAACAGCUGGACAUGAAGCAGAAAGAGCUGAACGAUGCUCAGGCUAUUUAUGAUGCUGCCAUGGAGGAGAAAUUGGCCCUGCUGGAGGAUGCUGAGGCAUGCAGGAAGAAGAUGUCCAAUGCUGUCGCACUUAUAGAUGGACUUGGUGGAGAAAAGGUUCGCUGGACAGAGAGCAGUACUCAGUUCCAGAGGCAAAUCACAGAUUUGGUGGGCGAUGUGUUAUUGGCCACUGGAUUUCUGUCGUAUGCUGGGCCUUUCAACCAGGAGUACCGCAACCUUCUCAUGCAACAGUGGAAGAAAGAAAUGAAUAUCUGCCACAUCCCUUACAGUGAGAACCUGAAUUUGAUCAGUAUGCUGGUGGACAACGCCACUAUAGGAGAAUGGAACCUGCAGGGUCUUCCUAACGAUGACCUGUCCAUUCAGAAUGGCAUCAUCGUAACAAAGGCUUCUCGUUAUCCUCUGCUCAUUGACCCUCAGGGACAAGGCAAGAUCUGGAUCAAGAACCGUGAAAAUAAUAAUGACCUACAGGUGACAUCUCUUAACCACAAAUAUUUCCGAACUCACUUGGAAGACUGCCUGUCUCUGGGCAGACCUUUGCUCAUAGAGGAUGUGGGGGAAGAGCUUGAUCCAGUGCUUGAUAACAUUUUGGAGAAGAACUUCAUAAAGUCUGGGAAAACUUAUAAAGUGAAAGUAGGAGACAAAGAGGUGGAUGUGAUGAAGGAAUUUAAUCUCUACAUCACGACUAAAUUGGCCAAUCCCGCGUACAGUCCAGAGAUCAGUGCUAAAACUGCAGUGGUAGAUUUUACAGUCACUAUGAAGGGCUUGGAGGACCAGUUACUCGGCCGAGUCAUUCUCAUAGAGAAAAAGGAAAUGGAAGCCGAGCGUGUGAAGCUCUUGGAGGAAGUGACAUCGAACAAGAGGAAGAUGCAGGAGUUAGAAAACAAUCUUCUAUGCAGGCUGACCAGCACUCAGGGCUCUCUGGUGGAAGAUGAAUCUCUUAUUGAGGUGCUCAGAGUCACAAAGACCACAGCAGAGGAGGUGAGUGACAAGCUCGCAGUUGCUGCAGACACAGAAAUCAAGAUCAAUCUCACACGAGAGGAGUACCGUCCAGUGGCCACCAGAGGGAGCAUCCUCUAUUUCCUGAUUGUGGAGAUGAGCCUGGUCAAUGUCAUGUACCAAACCUCACUACGUCAGUUCCUGGGCAUUUUUGACAUGUCCAUGGAAAAGUCUCCAAAGUCCCCAAUCACAGCUAAAAGACUCAGUUCCAUCAUGGAGUACCUCACUUACGAGGUGUUUCGCUACACUGCUCGAGGACUUUAUGAAAGUCACAAGUUCCUUUUCACGCUGCUGCUGACCUUGAAGAUAGACCUACAGGCCAAAAACAUCUCCCACAGCGAGUUCCAGACAUUCAUCAAAGGUGGAGCAUCUCUCGACCUAAAAUCUGUCGAGCCCAAGCCAAAGCGCUGGAUCCUGGACAUUACAUGGCUAAACCUGGUGCAGCUCUCCAGCCUGCCCCCCUUUACUGCUCUGCUUACCCAGGUGGGCCACAAUGACCGCGCCUGGAAGAGCUGGUUUGAUGAAGCAGCCCCAGAGGAGACCCCCCUGCCUGAUGGUUAUGAGAGCCAGCUGGAUGCAUUCCGUAAACUACUGCUCAUACGGAGCUGGUGCCCUGACCGCACCAUUGCACAGGCACGCAAAUACAUUGCUGAAUCAAUGGGGGUGAAGUACGCAGAGGGAGUGAUUCUGGACAUGGAGGCCAUGUGUUCAGAGAGUGAGAAGAGAACACCACUGGUUUGUUUCCUGUCUAUGGGCUCUGAUCCAACUGAGAACAUAGAGAGACUUUCCAAGUCAAAGGGUGUUCCUUGCAGACCCAUAUCUAUGGGGCAGGGACAGGAAGUGCAUGCACGAAAGCUUCUGGCCCAGAGUAUGUCCGAUGGAGGUUGGUUACUGCUACAGAACUGUCAUCUGGGGUUGGACUUUCUGGAUGAACUUCUAGACACAGUCACCACGGUUGAGAACGUCCAUGACAGCUUCAGGAUAUGGGUGACCACAGAGGUCCACCCCAAGUUUUCCAUUAACUUCCUGCAGUCUUCCAUUAAAUUCACCAAUGAGCCACCACAAGGGGUAAAGGCCGGACUCAAGCGGACGUACACCAUCGUCACACAAGAGCAGUUGGAGAUCAUCAACAUGCCUCAGUGGAGACCUCUGCUCUAUGCUGUAGCCUUCCUUCAUACCACAGUCCAGGAGAGACGCAAAUUUGGUCCACUUGGUUGGAACAUUCCCUAUGAGUUUAACCAGGCUGAUUUCACUGCCAGCAUCCAGUUUGUACAAAACCACCUGGAUGAUGUGGAUGUCAAGAGAGGCGUGAACUGGAGCUGCCUGCGAUACAUGCUGGGAGAGGUGCAGUAUGGUGGACGUGUUACGGAUGACAUGGACAAACGGCUUCUCAAUACAUUUGCUCGGAUCUGGUUCAGUGAGAACAUGUUUGGGGAGAAAUUCUGCUUCUACAAAGGAUAUACCAUACCAAAGGCCAAGAUGCUACAGGAUUACCAUGCACAUAUUGAUGCUCUGCCAUUGGUUGACACACCCGAGGUAUUUGGCCUCCAUUCCAAUGCUGACAUCACUUACCAGACAAACAUGGCUAACGAAACCCUGUGCACCAUACUCAACAUCCAACCAAAAGACAGCGGCAGUGGGGAGGGAGAGACCAGGGAGGCAUCUGUUCAGCGACUGGCCAGUGAGAUGCUGGAAAAGCUUCCUGCUGACUAUGUGCCUCAUGAGGUGAAGAGUUAUCUUCAACAAAUGGGUGCAUUCCAGCCCAUGACUAUAUUUCUCCGUCAAGAGAUUGACAGGAUGCAGCGAGUCAUUGGCCGUGUGCGCAAUACCCUCAUGGACCUAAAACUCGCCAUCGAUGGGACAAUCAUCAUGUCCGAGGAUCUCCGCAAUGCUCUUGACAGCAUCUAUGAUGCUCGAGUUCCAGAUACCUGGCAGAGGAUAUCGUGGGAAUCAGCUACUUUGGGGUUUUGGUUUACUGAACUGCUCGAGAGGAACCAGCAAUUCCACAACUGGGUGUUUAAUGGUCGACCUCAUCUGUUUUGGCUCACAGGGUUUUUCAAUCCACAGGGAUUCUUAACAGCGAUGCGUCAAGAGACCACCCGAAUGAAUCUGUCUAAAGGCUGGGCUUUAGACACCGUCAUCCUUGUCAAUGAUGUCACAAAAAUGUUGAGGGAAGAUGUCACAGGCCCCCCGCCAGCAGAUGUUGGCGGAGUCUACAUCUACGGCCUCUAUCUGGAUGGUGCAGGUUGGGACAAGCGAAAUGCAAAAAUAACAGAAGCACCUUCAAAGGUUCUCUUCACACCGUUGCCAGUUGUGCAUGUUUAUGCAGUUAGCAGUGCGACCACAGAAACCAAGAAGCCACAGCCCUUCAGUCUGUAUUACUGUCCCGUCUACAAGAAACCCAGACGAACUGACCUCACGUUCAUCUUCUCCCUAACGCUCAGAACAAGCCUGAAUCCUGACCACUGGGCACUGAGGGGAGUGGCUUUGCUUUGCGACUGCAAAUAAAAGAUGCUGAAUACAGAGCUGAUUAGACAUAACAUUUUUGUUUAGUUUAAAAAAUAGAAAAACUUAAAAAGCUAUAUGACUCUAUAAAAAUUGGUUAGCUAAAAUGUUCGAAAAUAUUAAGACAUUGUUUUUAACAUAGUAGUUUAUAACAGUACCAAACCAGUUUUAUUUAUUAAUUCAAAAAUAAAAAGAAAGACAUUGCAAAGAUUACCCAAAAGUUUUUUUGUGUAAAAUUACCUAAGAUAACUUAUGUAAAAAAAAAAAAAAAAAACUGAAUAAAAUAUACAACCUCCGUAGUCACUUUAAUGAAUCUUAAGAAUCUAACAAAUAUCUUUUAUGAAUUUAGUCUAUAUAACUGUACUAAAAUAUGAAUAAAAUGAGAGCAAAAUUAAUGCACAAACAUGCAAGAAAUAUUUCUCCUCAUGGUGGUCAUACAUUUUGCAUAAUUACUUUUGCAGUGCAUUGUUAUUGAUUGAUGCUUUAUUGGAAAUGAAGUGCUGCACAGCAUCAAGAUCCUUAAAGCACAUCUUGAUUGCAAAGCUCUUUAAUUAUUAUCAAUGAAAAAACAUAAUCAUUAGAAUAACUUGCUAGAAUAAUUGCUU
Myxocyprinus asiaticus (Chinese sucker) is the source of this 14459-nucleotide messenger RNA. It is a transcript of the gene dnah5l, whose product is annotated as dynein, axonemal, heavy chain 5 like. The record is from RefSeq and is a predicted model, not a curated record. Bases 1 to 13857 code for a protein of 4618 amino acids. Gene Ontology annotation, molecular function: ATP hydrolysis activity; dynein light intermediate chain binding; ATP binding. Gene Ontology annotation, biological process: microtubule-based movement. Lineage: Eukaryota; Metazoa; Chordata; Actinopteri; Cypriniformes; Catostomidae. Gene Ontology annotation, cellular component: dynein complex. The transcript is spliced from 78 exons.